Molecule: messenger RNA, 321 nt
Organism: Theileria equi strain WA
Lineage: Eukaryota; Apicomplexa; Aconoidasida; Piroplasmida; Theileriidae
Product: KE2 family protein domain-containing protein
Exons: 3
Coding region: 1-321 (106 amino acids)
Biological process (GO): protein folding
Cellular component (GO): prefoldin complex; cytoplasm
Molecular function (GO): protein folding chaperone
Source: RefSeq, a predicted model, not a curated record
AUGGCUGCUGUAGAUACAAAACGGACUGCCCUGAAGCGUUUGGAGAAGGAGAGACUAAAUCUCCUUGGACAACUGGAAGAUUUGGCUCAAGAAGCUGCAGAGCACAGGCUCGUGUUAAAGACUCUGUGUGAACUUCCAGAGGACAGGAGAUGUUAUCGCAUAGUUGGUGGAGUUGCAGUCGAAAGAACAGUAGCAGAAGUUAAACCCGCACUGGAAACCCAUGCGACAAGGGUUGAAAGCGCCCAGAAAAAGGUUGACGAACAGCUGAAUUUUAUAAAUGAGGAAAUCUCAAAGUUGGCUGGCGAUGUGCGUGGAGCUUAA